UUCACUCCACACUUUCUUCCCGGCUUCAAACAUCGUUAAAUACUCGAUGUUUCCCAGCAACACCGCAGCCGCGAAGAGGCUAGGAAAGAGGAAGGUGAGAGAAGUUGAGACCUUCAAUCUUCACUUCGCUUCCACCAGCGCUCCUGCCGACCGCCGCCGCUCUCAUGUUCACAAAUUACUCAACAACGCCGCCGCCGCCGCGCCACUGUCGUACAUGGCCCUGCUGACCGCCAACGAAGAUGACGACGACGACGACAACGACGUUACGGACCAGAGCGAUCAAAUAAAUCAAAUCAUAACUUACCAUAAUGAAAAGCUGAGGCAGUCAGUGGUGGGGAUGGUGGAGGAGACGGUGGCGAAGCGGCUGAAGGCGCAGGGGGAGCGCAACGAGGAGCUGGAGAGGCUGGCGGCGAUGUACAAGGGGGAGGCGGAGCGGCUGCUGGGGAGGGUGAGGUACCUGGAGCACGCGGUGGUGUCGCUGAGCGAGGGGCUGCAGGAGGCCAACGCAGCGCGCCAUUACGCGGAGGCGGUGGAGGAGGAGGGGGAGUCGUCGUUCGAGGACCCUGACCGCGUGGGGCCGGUCAGGCUCGACUGCAAGGUGUGCGAGAGGGAGCUGGCGAACGUGAUGGUGUGGCCGUGCCGCCAUGUCUGCGUCUGCAAGCGAUGCGAUGCUGCCGCAAAGUGCUGCCCUGUUUGCCGGAUGGUGAAGACAACCAGCGUGGAAGUGUGUCUCCCUCUUGAUUGAAUUGAUUUAAAUUGUUUGCGGU
Salvia splendens (bonfire salvia) is the source of this 767-nucleotide messenger RNA. Its product is annotated as E3 ubiquitin-protein ligase BOI-like. NCBI's taxonomy places the organism in Eukaryota, Viridiplantae, Streptophyta, Magnoliopsida, Lamiales, Lamiaceae. The transcript has 2 exons. Gene Ontology annotation, molecular function: ubiquitin-protein transferase activity. The coding region runs from base 47 to 745 and encodes 232 amino acids. The record is from RefSeq and is a predicted model, not a curated record.